AUGUCAAUAGAACCAGAAUCAGGCUUUGACGCUAGCCAAGCAGUGCAAGUUUACUCAAAAGGCACAAAGGCCUGGUUUCCAGACAAGGAAGAAGGAUGGAUUUCAGCUUCAUGUACUACUAACACCAUCGAGAAUGACAAGGUGACGAUUUCAUUUCAAGAUGACAUGGAUGGCAAGGAGCACGUAUUCGAAUCCACCAUGGCGGCCAUCCACAAGACACAGGGAUCUACCUUGCCACCGCUUCGAAAUCCACCCAAGAUGGAAUACACGGAUGAUUUGACCAACUUGAGUUACUUGAACGAGCCUGCAGUAUUAAACACGAUUAGAACCAGAUACAUGCAACAUUUAAUAUACACCUAUUCCGGCAUUGUGCUGAUUGCUGUCAAUCCGUUUGAUCGUGUCUCUUUGUACGAGCCUGAUAUUGUGCAGCAGUACUCUGGCAAGCGACGUGGAGAAUUGGAGCCGCAUUUAUUUGCUAUUGCAGAAGAAGCGUAUCGAUGCAUGAUUAGAGAACAGUCGAAUCAAACCAUUGUGGUGUCAGGAGAGAGUGGUGCUGGCAAGACGGUAAGCGCCAAAUUCAUUAUGCGUUAUUUUGCUACUGCAGAUGAUCAGGAAUCAUCAGGCAAGAAAAAGAAGAAAUCAGAUGGGUCAAUGACAGAAGUGGAAGAGCAAAUCUUGGCAACAAACCCAAUUAUGGAAGCAUUUGGUAAUGCAAAAACAACUCGUAACGACAACAGUUCACGUUUUGGCAAGUACAUUGAAAUCCAAUUUGAUGCGGAUGCCAACAUUAUUGGUGCCAAGAUCAAGACAUACCUACUGGAGAGGUCAAGAUUGAUUUUCCAGCCUGAAACUGAGCGAAAUUAUCACAUUUUCUAUCAGCUUUGUGCUGGUGCACCUGCCAAGGAAAGGAAGGAUUUCGAGUUGGGUGAGUAUUCAGAUUUCCAUUAUUUGAACCAGAGCGGCACGGGCGAGAUUCCAGGCGUGGAUGAUGCAGAGGAAUUCCAAGUGACGCAAAAGGCGCUGUCGACAGUGGGACUAUCGGUUGAUUUGCAGUGGAAGAUAUUCAGAGUGCUGGCGUGCUUAUUGCACAUUGGUAACAUCAAGAUCACUGGUAGAGGUGAUGCCAUGGUGUCAGACACAGACGAUGCCCUGUUGACAGCAGCCCGGUUGUUGGGAAUCAAUACUAUGGAGUUUAGAAAGUGGAUUGUCCGCAAGCAGAUCAUCACACGCUCAGAGAAGAUUGUCACCAACCUGAACCCCACACAAGCACAUGUCGUCAAGGACUCGGUCGCAAAGUACAUUUACUCCAACCUGUUUGAUUGGCUGGUGGGCGUCAUUAAUGACAGCUUAUCGUGCCCUGAUGUCGACAAAGUCAAGAAUUUCAUCGGUGUGCUGGAUAUCUACGGCUUUGAACAUUUUAAAAAGAACUCGUUUGAGCAAUUCUGUAUCAACUACGCCAAUGAAAAGUUGCAGCAGCAGUUCAAUCAGCAUGUAUUCAAGCUGGAACAAGAAGAGUAUAUGCGGGAAAAGAUCAACUGGACAUUUAUCGAGUUUAGUGACAAUCAAAAGUGCAUUGAGAUGAUUGAAGGAAAAUUAGGCAUCCUGUCUCUGUUGGAUGAAGAAUCUCGCUUGCCUGCAGGAACGGAUAACGCUUUCUGUCAGAAACUAUACGACAAUUUCAGUACACCCGAAUACAAAAACUACUUUAAAAAGCCUCGAUUCUCCAGCGAAGCAUUCACUAUUGCACACUAUGCGCACGACGUACAAUAUGAAGCCGAGAAUUUCUUGGAAAAGAACAAGGAUUCCGUGCCUGAUGAACAUCUUGAACUGCUACAAAACUCUGAAUUCGCGUUUUUGCACGAAAUAUUAGCCAAAGCAACCGAGGCAGCAAAUCAAGUGACAUCCAAAGAAGCCAAGCGCAAGAGCAUGAUUAACAGAAAACCAACACUCGGCUAUAUCUUCAAGCACUCACUCAUCAGUCUUAUGGAUACCAUUGGCAACACCAACGUGCACUAUAUUCGAUGUAUCAAGCCAAAUGAAGCCAAGGUUGCUUGGGAGUUUGAACCACCUAUGGUACUGGCUCAACUACGUGCCUGUGGUGUCUUGGAGACGAUUCGUAUUAGUUGCUUAGGAUAUCCUUCUCGCUGGACGUUUGAAGAAUUUGCUGAUCGCUACUAUGCUCUUGUGCCUUCGCAGCACUGGGACCCCAAGGCCAAUCCAGACGUACGAGAGCUGUGUCAAGUGAUAUUGGAUGCCUGCAUUACCGACACGGAUAAGUACCAAGUCGGCGAGACAAAGAUCUUUUUCCGUGCUGGCCAAUUAGCCUAUUUAGAAAAGCUGCGAUCUGAUAGAUUUGAUGUCUGUGCCACUGUGCUCCAAAAGAACAUUCGUCGAUUCGUGUAUCGCCGCCGCUACUUGAGAAUGAGGGAAAUGACCGUCAAACUGCAAUGCCUUGCACGUGUGUUGAUUGCUAAGAAACAGAUCAAGCAACUCAAGCAAGAGAAGGCGGCCAUCAUCAUCCAAAAGAACUUUAGACGAGUCAGUGCGCGCAAGGCAUAUAUGCAAAAGAGAGACCUAAUUGUCAAACUGCAAGCAUUGGUGCGUGGACGCAAGGCCCGUCAAGCCUAUCAGCAACUGAGAGAGAACAUGGCAGCCAUCCAAAUCCAACGCCAUGUGCGUGGUAUGCUCGCUCGCAAAUGGUACAAGACGCAGGUACAGCAUGUCAUCUUCUUGCAGUCAUGCGUGCGUCGUCGUGCUGCUCGUAAGCAAUUACUCCAGCUGAAGGUGGAAGCCAAAUCUGCCAAUCAUUUCAAGGAGGUUUCCUACAAAUUAGAAAACAAGGUGGUGGAAUUGACACAGGCUGUAACCACACUAAAAUCUGAAAAGAACGGAUUAGCCAAGACAGUAGCCCAGCUCGAGUCACAGAUUCAGCACUGGCAUGAUAAAUACGCGAAAUUAGAAGAGGAAUCCAAGCUGCAACAAGGCAACUACGUAUCUCGCUCAGAAUUAGACGCUCUCAAAACCACUUUAGAUACUAUCACUACCGAGAGAGAUGUGCUACGAGAGAAGAAUACCAACUUGGAAGCCACAAUAGAACAACUGCAACGCGACUUGACAGCCGAAAAGGACAAGCAGGUUCUGUUGGCCACUAGCACCAAACCCACAGCUGCAGAUUCACACGACGUUACAGACAACGAACAAGUCGCUGAUCUCAAAUCUCAAAUCAUUGCCCUGAAAGCGCAACUCGCAAAAGCAAUGCACACGCGACAAGGCUCACUGGCACCCAUCAAGCCAAACAGCACCAACAGAACUAUGUCUCCCUCAGCCAACAGUCGACGUCAAUUCUCUCGCAUAGCGGUAGAUGAAGAAGCACAAGACAGCAUCAAACCACUGGGUAACAACAGUAAUCACACACUGAUAAACAGAAAAUUACGUCGCAACAGCUCUGCAGAGGUUACUGGUAACAUUCCCAAGACAUCCAUCGAUCAAAUCCGCAAAGCAGAGGCAUUAGGCAGCAGAAAUCCUCGUCCUACUUCUGUCGGCCAGUCCAACACCAUUGCUGGUGGCAAGAGUAGCCGCUUAGACGUCAUUUCGGAUAAUCCCGAAGAGGAGAUCAAUGCUAUUCUGCGCCAAGAAGAGCCCUUGCUAGAAGAAGUCUUGGAAGGACUCAUCAAAUCACUCAAGCUGCCGCUUCCCAGUGAAAAAAACGCACCCUCGCAUAAGGAGGUCAUGUUUCCUGCCCAUCUCAUCAGCAUGUGUGUCAACGAUAUGUGGCGCAUUGGCUACAACCGUGAAUCUGAAAAUCUGCUCUUUUCUGUUAUGGACACCAUUACAAAGCAAUGCUUGGGUUUCGUGGGUGAAGAUGCUGUCAUUCCUUGUGCAUUUUGGCUGACCAAUGUGCACGAACUCCUGUCACUGGCAGUGCAAUCAGAGAAUCGCAUUGAGGCAGAAAUGGAGGCAAGAGGGCAUUCCAUUGGCUGGAGAGAAUUCGAGAAACUGCUCCAAAAUAUCAAGUAUGAACUGCAGUGCUUAGAGGACAACAUUUACCACACAUGGAUGAAGGAGAUCAAGAAAAAGUACAGUAAAAUGGUCAUUGCUGCUGUCAUUGAGAGCCAAUCUCUGCCUGGUUUCAUCACCAACGAUUCAGGACGUUUCUUUAACAAGCUGCUUUUGGGAAGCACAGGACCCGCCUACAGCAUGGAUGAUUUGCUCAGCUUUCUCAACAAGGUCUACCGCACCAUGAACUGCUACUUUAUGGAGCAAUCCAUUGUGAACCAAGUCUUGACAGAAAUUCUCAAAAUGACGGGUAUCAUGGCCUUUAAUGACUUGUUGAUGCGCAAGAACUUUUCAUCCUGGAAACGAGCCAUGCAAAUUCAAUACAACAUUACACGUAUAGAGGAAUGGUGCAAGAGCCAUGGCAUCCCUGAAGGAACGCUGCAACUGGAACACUUGAUGCAGGCUACUAAAUUACUCCAGUUCAAAAAGGCCACUUUGGAAGACAUUGAAAACAUUUACGAUGUUUGUUGGAUUCUGUCACCUACGCAAAUCCAGAAAUUAAUCUCUCAGUACCAUGUGGCAGACUACGAAAACCCAAUUUCACCAGUGAUACUGCGUGCUGUGGCUGCACGUGUUGUGAGUGGCGAUAAGAGUGAUGUGUUGCUGCUGGAUUCUGUCUCAAUGGAUGAAACGACAGUGCCUUAUGAGAUUCCAGGCCCUCGUGAAACAAAACCCUAUCUCUAUCUGCCAGCUUGGUUGAACUUGAAGCGCAUUCGCCGUCUCACCUUAUUGGAGAGUGUGCUUGCUGAACGCGAUGCUCAACAGAUAGAUAGCACUUUGCCUACUGCAGCAGCUUAA
This is a messenger RNA of Mucor velutinosus, 4854 nucleotides long. RefSeq lists its product as uncharacterized. The transcript is spliced from 7 exons. Gene Ontology annotation, biological process: vesicle transport along actin filament; actin filament organization. Bases 1 to 4854 code for a protein of 1617 amino acids. The record is from RefSeq and is a predicted model, not a curated record. Gene Ontology annotation, cellular component: cytoplasm; vesicle; actin cytoskeleton. Gene Ontology annotation, molecular function: microfilament motor activity; ATP binding; actin filament binding. Lineage: Eukaryota; Fungi; Mucoromycota; Mucoromycetes; Mucorales; Mucoraceae.